GUUUGUCUUGGUUUGUCACAGCUAGAGAGCUAUGUCUACACCAGCUAAUGCUCAAGCUGGCCCUCCCGCCGAGCAGGAUGAAAGUCCAGUCCGGAAAUUGUUUUCAGUGGCUCAGCAAGUGUUUUUGAUAUGGGCAUUCUCUCAGCUUGCUAUGAAAUUCAUAUCACCAGCGAAGCCUUCAACUACCCCUUCCGUCGCAACACCUGGUAAUGAUGCCGCUCAGCCAGGUGAGGUCAACCCAUUCCUUUUACCCCCCGUACAGGCAUAUCCUGCGUGGAAACUUGGACAACCUUUAUCCAUGCACGUAUAUUUCUCGACCUCGCCGAAUGGAGAUGUGUUUUCCCGUCAAUGGACGUCAGCAUGGCGGGAAGACCAGGACGCCGGUCUUCCCAAUUUCGUCUGGGAGAACAUCGUUUUCGGAGACUGGAAGGAGACAAGGGUUGCCACGUAUGACAUCAACCUUCCCCUGACUGUGCAAAAGAACGGAUCCUUAUGGGCAGAUAUUUUCCUUGUCAAAGAUGGCGCGAGUCCGGACCCUUCAAAUCCCUCUUUUGAUCCUCAUUCAGUACAUCAUGUUCGGAAACUUUUGACGCGGUACAUGCCCAGAGUGAAAGCACGCAAAGAAAAAAAAUUGCUUUCCAAUCCGGAUGACAAUGAAGAGGUGGAAGAGGAGCCGCAAGACGAUGUCAUAGUGUCGCAUUGGCACAAGAACCUCACAUUGGCCCUCGUUUCCGACGAGACGGUCAUAGCAGUCGACAAAUUGCCCCCAGUCCUGGUUGAGCAUGUGCAUCUGGUUCCAGGCGCGCGGGAUGACACUGGCACUAAAGGAUUCUACAAGCCUAUAGUCUUCCCCAAUGACUUUUGGUUACUUCGCUCGCAUCUGAUCGAAAUUAAUACAACCACCCCGACGCUGCCGCUUGAAGUAAUUUUCCAACCCAUGUCAUACUUCAAAUUCCAGAUAUUUGCAUCAAUGAGUCAUGGCUUCGACGAAGCCCUCAAGCAACAAGGUGGUGGCGCAGGAGCGGAACUUGACGAGGUCAAACGAAUGCUUACCGAGACUAAUCCAUGGUUCCUGGGCCUGACUGGACUGGUUAGCAUGUUGCACGUUGUAUUCGAGAUGCUUGCCUUCAAAUCAGAUGUUUCGCACUGGCGCCAGCGGAAGGAGCUGGUGGGUAUCUCUGUCAGGAUAAUAACGAACGUGUUCGUCCAGACCGUGGUGCUUUUGUACCUCAUUGACAACAACGAAAACACGAGCUGGAUGAUCCUUAUGGGGUCUGGGAUGGGUGUCGUUAUCGAGGCCUGGAAGAUCACAAAGGCUGUGGAUAUCAGCAUCAUCGCUGCUCCGUCUGGCUCUCAAUUGCCCUAUAUGCUUAGUAUCAAAGAUAAGCAUGUCCUCAGUGACGAUGAGAAGAAAACACAAGAGUAUGACAAGCUUGCAUUCCGCAUUGUGUCAUACUUUACUAUUCCAUUACUCGCCGCUUAUACGAUCUACUCGCUGAUUUACGAGACCCAUAAAGGAUGGUACAGCUUCGUGAUCUCGACGCUGACUUCAUUCGUGUAUAUGUUUGGCUUUGCACAAUUGAUACCUCAACUCAUUAUCAACUACAAACUCAAGAGUGUGGCGCAUAUGCCUAUGAAAGCAAUGAUAUAUAAGACUUUGUCGACAGUUGUCGACGAUCUUUUUGCGUUCUGCAUUAAGAUGCCUAUGCUGCACCGGCUGGCAUGCUUCCGGGAUGAUGUUGUGUUUUUAAUUUUCCUGUAUCAGCGCUGGAUCUACCGUAUCGAUCCUAAACGAGUGAACGAGUAUGGUCAGGUAAUGGCAGAGGAUGUCAUCAAAGUUGACGGCAGCGGUGAGACAAAGAAGGACAAGUAGACCUCCAAGGACCUCGCCCGAUCAACCCAGCGUCUCGGAAUGCUUAGUCUAAUGGAAUGUUCUUGUUCUUCUGCGUGCCAAGUCUUGUGGGGCCCGCGUAAAUGCGAUUGACUCACCCUAGACCAUUGACGUUCCUUGCUAAUUCAGGUAGACUGUAUUAUCUGGAGUCUUGAUUAUUGUGAUCAGGAGAGAUAUCUUGUAAUAUCCCCAAUUGGUCUGAUGCGCGGGGGAACUCUGGACCUUUGGUUUUCGCCGUUGCUGGAACAUUUUUGACUUUUGCGGCGAUAUUGGAUAAAAUUAGGUAGAAACACGCGAAUUGUACCGCACUCAUCGGACCGUGGAAAAUAUUUCUUGA
This is a messenger RNA of Suillus subalutaceus, 2228 nucleotides long. Its product is annotated as cleft lip and palate associated transmembrane protein. The transcript is spliced from 17 exons. Gene Ontology annotation, cellular component: membrane; endomembrane system. Lineage: Eukaryota; Fungi; Basidiomycota; Agaricomycetes; Boletales; Suillaceae. The coding region runs from base 32 to 1873 and encodes 613 amino acids. The record is from RefSeq and is a predicted model, not a curated record.